AUGACGAAGAAGAAGAGAAAGGCUCCGCAGCUAGAGGCAUGGUGCUGGUACUGCGACCGCGAUUUUGAGGACGAGAAAGUUCUCCUGCAACAUCAAAAGUCCAAGCACUAUCGCUGUCCACAAUGCCCGCGAAGACUCAACACAGCCGGAGGUCUGGCAGUGCAUCUCACACAAGUGCAUAAAGCAGAGCCGAACAAAAUCGAGAAUACUUUGCCCGGCCGGGAUUCCUUUGAGAUCGAGAUAUAUGGAAUGGCGGGGAUUCCUGAAAAGGAUCUAGCAGAAUGGAAGGCACGACGUGCUGCGCAGAAAGCCGAUGGAAAUGGAGCGAUCCAGAACAAACGUCCAAGGAUCGAAAAGCUGGUGCUAUCCAAGGAGCAGUUGCGAAUUCAGCUGGAAGCACACAAGGCUCUGAUGAGUGGCAAGGCGCCACCGCCUGGUAUGAUGCCGGGAAUGAUGGCCGGCUUUGGUGCGGCGGGUCCAUACUCGGUGCCUCCGCCAGCGCUGUCACCAGCGUUUGGGGUACCCCCGCCCAACUUUGCCAGACCCCCUCCAAGGCAGCCGCCGCCGCCAGGAUACAGUGCUGCACCUCAAGCAUUGGCGACAGGGGGUGUCGCAAGAAGUGGGCCACCGCCGGACGAUCAGACAGCCCCGGAAUCAAGAGGAGACGGGCGAGAAGCUCACAAAGUCAGAGCUGCAGAUCUUUUUUGA
Molecule: messenger RNA, 708 nt
Organism: Sporisorium graminicola
Lineage: Eukaryota; Fungi; Basidiomycota; Ustilaginomycetes; Ustilaginales; Ustilaginaceae
Exons: 4
Coding region: 1-708 (235 amino acids)
Cellular component (GO): nucleus
Source: RefSeq, a predicted model, not a curated record